AUGAAGGCUCCCUACUCCUUCUUCUGUCUCCUCUUUUUGAGCUUGGCAGCCUGUGUCCCUCCUGACGACAGAAAGGAAACGGGAGAGCCAGGGGACGGGAUCCGGUUUGAGACAAGCUGGCAGGGACCGGCAGACGACGCCUCUCAGAACGGCCUGUGGAGGGAAGUGCUGUGGUGGAGGAGAUUCGAAGACCUCCGUUCCCUGUUCAGCGUGGCCAAGGAGCUCCAGGGCUUUGGCAAGGAGAGGGCUGGCUUCAGGUUCAGGUUCGGGAGGCAGGAAAGCCGGGAAGAGGAAGGCGAAGGGGUCGGUUUCCUGCGGGGGGACGGUGAGAAGCGCAGCAGCACCCUGGGGAACCUGGCGGAGGAGCUCAAUGGCUACAACAGGAAGAAAGGGGGAUUCAGCUUCCGCUUUGGCAGAAGAUGAAGGACUGGACUUGACUGAGUCACCCCGGGGGGUCAUACCCUUUACUCUGCCCUUCCCAACUCCUGCCAUCUCCAGCCAAAGAAGUGCUUCGGGUCCCAUUCUCUUCUACCCUGCCCGCUAAUUUCCCUUGGAGAAGAGGGUUCGGGGAGGUUGCUAUUUUUGGGUACCACACUCUCUCCAUCACUUUCAACUCUGUCUCAGAUAUCACAUCCCCACCUCAGUGUCCAUGUCCCUGCUAGGCCAGGCCCCCGAUCGGGGACUCGGGGGGUGGGAGAGAAAAGGAGGGUGGGUGUUAAAACCCCGGCACCUUGUGCUGCCUUUGCUGGAGCUCACUAUAAGUAACCGGGGGCCGAGCAGUGUUCAUGCUGCCCCUGAUUGUUCUGAGCAGUCGCCCGCUCCACUGUCAGGACAUUGAGCGGGGUGCGCUGCUAUGAAUAAGAAUCAGCAGACCCAGCGCUGCCGUGCUGGUAAGUUAAAGUAGAGAGACUGAAUGAUUAUAGGGGGAUAAUCAAAGUGUUGACAGGCUCCAUAGGGACUGCCUGGAGCUGACAUCUGGAAUACGGCUGUGAAUGAGGAAUAGGUCCCACUGGGCACGGUGUACAGUUCUAAAAGCUCCUGCUCUCUCUCAUUAACACAAACUCCCUCCGGCAGCAAAUGCUGUUCAGUGUCACGAUGCCAUUUACAACAGGAUUGCUCCUGCGUGCAAACCAGGACCAGGCAAAAUGGCCCAAUAAACUGUCAUCCUUCAAAAUCCCACAGAGCGAGUAUGCCA
This is a messenger RNA of Caretta caretta (loggerhead turtle), 1195 nucleotides long. It is a transcript of the gene QRFP, whose product is annotated as pyroglutamylated RFamide peptide. Gene Ontology annotation, biological process: neuropeptide signaling pathway; behavior. The record is from RefSeq and is a predicted model, not a curated record. Lineage: Eukaryota; Metazoa; Chordata; Testudines; Cheloniidae. Gene Ontology annotation, molecular function: neuropeptide hormone activity; orexigenic neuropeptide QRFP receptor binding.